This is a messenger RNA of Daldinia childiae, 3429 nucleotides long. Its product is annotated as putative ATP-dependent helicase HRQ1. Bases 1 to 3429 code for a protein of 1142 amino acids. Gene Ontology annotation, molecular function: nucleic acid binding; ATP binding. The transcript has 2 exons. Lineage: Eukaryota; Fungi; Ascomycota; Sordariomycetes; Xylariales; Hypoxylaceae. The record is from RefSeq and is a predicted model, not a curated record.
AUGUCUGCUCUCAAGGCAGCUACGGUUUCGAAUAGAAUCAUUAAACGGAAGAGGAAGAGGCAACCUUCCGAAGAAGACAAAGGGGGCGAUUUCUUAGAGGAUUCAGAAGAGACCCUCGAGGAAGUAAACGCUGAAAAAUCGAGAAAUAAUGUAGCAUCUCGGCGCAAGAAGAAGGAAAAUACAGAUGUUGAGUGUCAAAUUGAAUGGCCGCAAGUAUUUAAAGAUUUGGAUAAGACUCAUAGAGCUUUGAACUUAGUCUUUACUUUCUGCUCUACACGCAAGCAUAUUGCGACAACUUUUGAUACUAUUCGGUCCUCGGUGGAGUCUAAUACGAAGCGAGAGCUGACAGUCGAGGAUGUUGCAGCUAUCGUUGCACUGCGGCCGGAAGGCAUCAACUUCACUUACGUGGAUGAAGUGAUGUUACAUACUGACAUCAAGGGAGCUGAAAGAGACUCUACGUUUAAGACUGGUAAAUCAAGGGAUAUUACAGUUCAAGGUCCCGCCCCGGAUGCCUCUGUUGGCGGAUUUACCGGUUUGGACGAACUUGGUAGGCGACAUCCCGACGAUUCGCCAUCAAGUGGUCAAGAGGUUCUUUACUUUGAAUUUGUUGACGGGGACCUCAAAAGACAAGUCCAGAGCAAAAAGACAGGAGAGCCCACAAAUCCGAAUAGGAGGCUACGGGACGAGGACUUGAAAAUGCCAGUUUACAGCCAGAAACAAUUGACAACCCUGAUUGAGAAGCGUAACCAAAAAUUCACGAAUGCGGUGAGUUCCUUUAUAAACCGCUGCGUAGAAGAAAAUCUGGAUCCAGAAGUAAUGAUCCGCCAGGAAGCAGAAGCAUAUGUUCCAAUUCCUACUAUGUCAGAGCCCACUAUCCCUCAGCCAGAGCCUAGCACUAUACCCGCGUCGAUACCCAAGGAGAGGAAGAGUAUUCCUGAAAUCAUACAGGAAAUUAAAGACAGUCCAUGGUAUACCGGUCAAAUUGUGCCGGAUGGACACCGAGUGUUUGACGCUCAGGCUCCCGUUUUUGGGGAACUUGACUUUCUGCUGAGUCAAGAUAUGGUGAAUGCCCUAUACAAUGCGAAAGGAAUCACUCAGUUCUACGCUCACCAGACCGAAGCAAUCAAUAAUCUACACGCGGGCCGUCAUGUUGUUGUCUCAACCUCGACCAGCUCAGGGAAGUCCCUCAUUUACCAGCUUCCUGUCUUACACGCACUGGAACAGGAUCCCAAUACUCGAGCUAUAUACAUCUUCCCAACGAAGGCGUUAGCUCAGGAUCAAAAGAAAAGCUUAAAGGAGAUGCUCGCAUACUUCACGGGGUUGGGGAAUGCCCUCGUUGAGACAUUUGACGGUGAUACCCCGAUGCACGAUAGAAAUCAGAUUCGUGACGAGGCCCGUAUCAUUUUCACCAACCCGGACAUGCUUCACCUUACAAUUCUCCCUCAGGAAGAUAGAUGGCGAACUUUUUUAAAGUACUUACGCUAUGUUGUCGUUGACGAAUUACACUACUAUAACGGCUUGAUGGGCUCGCAUGUUGCAUUCAUCAUGAGACGGCUUCGGCGCAUAUGUGCCGCCGUCGGCAACCGAAAGGUUAAGUUCAUAUCAUGUUCUGCCACCGUGGCAAAUCCACGAGAGCAUUUUAAAACUAUCUUUGGAAUUGAUGAUGUGCAUUUAGUUGAUUUUGACGGGUCGCCGUCUGGGCGGAAGGAGUUUCUCUGCUGGAACACGCCUUAUAAAGAUCCUAGCGACCCAACUAGCGGGCGCGGAAAUGCCAUAGCCGAAUGCGCUCGCUUAUUCUGCCAACUUAUCCUACGCGGAGUUCGUGUGAUAGCGUUCUGUCGUGUGAGAAAGCAAUGCGAAGAGUUAGUCAAUGCUGCUAGGUACGAAUUAGAAUCAUUGGGUCGUCCAGAAUGUAUGGCUCGUGUCAUGGGUUAUCGAGGCGGAUAUACGGCACAAGAUCGUCGACAGAUCGAGAGCGAAAUGUUUGAGGGCAAACUCAUGGGUAUUAUUGCGACGACUGCUUUGGAGUUGGGUGUCGAUAUUGGCACCUUGGACUGUGUCAUUACACUGGGAUUUCCAUACACCAUUUCAAACCUAAGGCAGCAGAGCGGGAGAGCUGGUAGGAGAAACAAAGAUUCUCUGUCCGUUCUGGUAGGGGAUUGUUUUCCAACCGACCAACACUACAUGCAGAACCCCGAUGAACUUUUCACGAAGCCCAACUGCGAACUUCAGGUUGAUUUAAACAACAUGCUUGUCUUGGAGGGCCAUUUACAGUGCGCAGCAUAUGAGAUGCCGAUCAAACCCGUCGACGACGCUAUCUAUUUUACGAAAGACCUAGCGAAGAUCGCAGAAGAGCGUCUUAUUAAAGACGAGCUCGGGUAUUACCAUUGCCAUGACAGAUUUAGGCCGAUGCCGUCAAGGUUUGUUGCGAUUAGAGAUACUGAGGAUGAUCACUUCGCAAUAGUUGAUAUAUCUCACGGGAGGAACGUGGUACUCGAGGAAUUAGAAGCAUCGAGGGCCUUCUUUACUAUAUACGAUGGCGCGAUAUUCCUACAUCAGGGUAACUCGUACCUAGUACGUGACUUCCAGCCAGAUAGGAAAAUUGCUAAGGUAGAAAAGGUCAAGGUGGAAUGGACUACAGAACAGCGGGACUUCACCGACGUGGACCCCAUAGAAACAGAGGCCAUGCGUAAAAUCGCGGGUUCGCUCUCGCGCGCCUUUCACGGCUCAAUACGCAUUACCCAGAACGUCUUUGGCUACUUCAAAGUAGAUAGGAAGCGUCGCAUUCUCGACGCUGUGCAAGUCGAUAACCCUCCUAUCAUCCGGAACAGCAAAGGCAUGUGGCUCGAUGUUCCGAAGCGCGCCCUCGAGAUCCUCGUCGACCGGCGCCUCCACGUGGCAGGCGCUAUUCACGCCGCUGAGCAUGCUAUCAUGAGCCUGAUGCCUAAUUUCGUCAUAAGCAUGCCGGGAGAUGUCCGAACGGAAUGUAAAUCGGGACUAAAGGAGUUUGCGCGGAAGGAAACUUCGCGGAAGAGGCCUGCUCGGCUGACUUUCUACGACGCGAAGGGUGGCGCUAAUGGAACCGGCAUUAGCACCAAGGCCUUUGAGUUCAUCGACAUGUUACUCGUACAGGCCUUAGAACGGGUCCAGCACUGCCAUUGUCAGACGGGGUGUCCCGAGUGCGUGUGCUCGGAGUUCUGCAAGGAGGCUAAUGAGGUUAUGAGCAAGGCUGGUAGCGCGGUUAUAAUUAAAGCACUGUUAAAUAUGGAAAUUGACGUUGAGGCUCUGCCUAUGGGGCCGGAGGAUAUGAGCCCGGUGGGUAUUGAAACGGUAGUCUUGGCUAAGCCGGUGCCGUCGAGAGGCCGGAGGUUUGGUUAUGAGGAAAUUAAGAUAGAGGAGGAUGAUCAGGAUGUUGUCAUUGUCGAUUAG